Messenger RNA from Trematomus bernacchii (emerald rockcod), 1148 nucleotides. RefSeq names its product chromodomain-helicase-DNA-binding protein 1-like. Gene Ontology annotation, biological process: DNA repair; chromatin remodeling. Gene Ontology annotation, cellular component: nucleus. Bases 231 to 1016 code for a protein of 261 amino acids. Gene Ontology annotation, molecular function: DNA helicase activity; nucleotide binding. The record is from RefSeq and is a predicted model, not a curated record. The transcript has 8 exons. NCBI's taxonomy places the organism in Eukaryota, Metazoa, Chordata, Actinopteri, Perciformes, Nototheniidae.
AGGAGGAGGAGGAGGAAGAGGAAGAUGACGGCAGCGUUUCCUCCACAGACUCUGACAGCUCGGCCAUCCGUUACGUCCUCGGAGACGUCACCCAUCCUCAAGCCGCUCAGGGAGACGCCAUCAUCGUGCACUGUGUCGAUGACUCGGGGCGAUGGGGUCGAGGCGGCUUGUUCACGGCUCUGGAGGUGAGAUCAGAUGAACCCAGGAAGCACUACGAGCUGGCCGGCAAGAUGAAAGAUUUGGACCUGGGGAAUGUGCUGCUCUUCCCCGUCGACGACAAACAGUCCAGACUAGACGGCCAGGAUCAGCUGGCUCUGAUCGUGGCGCAGCAGAGAGACGGAAGCAACAAACUGUCGGCCAUCUUCCUCUCCGCUCUGGACGAAGGACUGAAGAAGAUCUACGCUGCGGCAAAAAGACUCAAGGCGAGCGUGCAUCUUCCUCGCAUCGGUCACGCCACCAGAGGCUUCAACUGGUACGGCACGGAGCGUCUGAUCCGGAAACAUCUGUCCUCUCGCGGCAUCCACACCUUCAUAUACUAUCACAGCAGAGCCAAGAGCUCCGCCCCCUCUUCAUCCUCCCCCGACUCCGCCCGGGUCACUGAUGACGCAGAAACAAGCGCUCCCUCAACAUCCUCAACACCCUCAACACCCUCAACAUCCUCCUCUGAUCCACAGCAGCCUGACUCCACCCGGGUGACAGAGGACACAGAAUCAAGCGGCCCCGCGGCGCUGCCAGACUUCAUGAAGGGCGUCCGGGUGUUUUUCUACAACCUGCCGGCGUCAGAGAGGAAGAUGCUCGCCCGCUACCUCAUCACGUAUGACGGAGACGAGGAGGAGGUCAUGAGUCCGGAGGUCACGCACAUCGUGGCCGAGGUGGAGAGCAGCGUCCAAUCACAGGAGCUGCAGGCGCUGCAGAGCCGCUACCCUCAGGCCGUCGUGGUGCAGAAGCUCUGGAUGGAGUCGUGCUUCUGCAAACAGAGCAGAGUCAACACGGCCAUGUUCACACAUCCUCUCUAAUCUUUAGUAACUCGGCUUUAAUAAAGUCUGCCGGCUGCUUCAGGAAAAACAUCGCAGCUCAAAUCAGGAAAUCAUGUUGUAAUCAUUCAUCGGAAAGUGAAAUGAGGACGAAAUAAAACAAACACUCCUUUA